Molecule: messenger RNA, 2645 nt
Organism: Drosophila hydei
Lineage: Eukaryota; Metazoa; Arthropoda; Insecta; Diptera; Drosophilidae
Gene: Pgant5
Product: polypeptide N-acetylgalactosaminyltransferase 5
Exons: 9
Coding region: 405-2306 (633 amino acids)
Cellular component (GO): Golgi apparatus
Source: RefSeq, a predicted model, not a curated record
UACACAAAUGUGCCAAAACAACAACAUCAACAGCAGCAGCAAAAACAAUUUAAAAGCAAUUUAGAAGUGCAGCUCAUGUUAAACUAAAAGUCUGAUAAGAAAAGUUCUAUACUGUUAACACUUACGACCAACAGCAGCAACAACAACAACAUUAACAUAUCCUAAACGCUCAACUUAACAGCACGUUAACAUGAGUGACCAUUGCAUGACAGUUUAAAGCAGAUUGCUGCAACAAGUUAACAUGACCGAGUAAUGAGCAACGCCCAAACAGACAAAAGCUGAUUGCUGCCAUACCGAACGACUGACAGCAAAGAAAUCAAAUUGGUCUUGCAAUAUAACAAUUUUACAGUUAAUAGGAGCCAAACUAACAGUUUGACAAGCACACAUACAUAUAUAGAGUUAACAUGACGCUGCAAACUUUCACACGCAAAAUGCGCGGACGCAUGCGAUCAAACACCUGUCGCAUUGUCCUGCUCACCUCAUUGGUUUGGGUUAUAUUUGAUUUUGUGCUCAUUGCCCGUUACUCGGAUUGCAUUGGUAAAGAUGGCUGGCGUUGCAGGCGAGCCGGCGAAUACGAUGUUGAACUACCCAACGCUGAGCGUUUGGUGGACGACAAUCAGCUCGUUAAUGAUAAUGAAAUUAAUACCGAAAAGUCCUUGGAUGGCGAGGAUAACGGUGGAGGUCCGGCACCCAUUAUGGGCCAGGGCUUUGUCACUGGUGGCAUUUCGAUGACCUAUCGCAGUGUGGCCUUAAAGAAAUGGUUCCAAGCGCCCACAGUACGAGAGUCGCGGGGUAAACCCGGAGAAAUGGGCAAACCCGUUAAAAUAGGAGCUGAUAUGAAGGAUAUCAUGAAGGAGAAGUUCAAGGAGAAUCAAUUCAAUCUAUUGGCCAGCGAUAUGAUCUCGCUGAAUCGCUCCUUAACAGAUGUGCGGCACGAGAACUGCCGACAUAAACAUUAUCCUUCAAAGCUGCCUACUACUUCAAUAGUUAUUGUCUUCCAUAAUGAGGCGUGGACCACGCUGCUGCGCACUGUUUGGAGUGUUAUUAAUCGAUCACCGCGCUCUUUACUAAAAGAGAUCAUACUGGUCGACGAUGCCAGUGAGAGAGACUUCCUUGGCAAAAAGCUGGAGGACUAUGUGGCCAAAUUACCUGUACGUACAUUUGUUCUGCGUACGGAGAAACGUUCGGGCCUGAUACGCGCGCGUCUCCUUGGCGCUGAGCAUGUCACAGGUGAGGUGAUCACGUUCCUGGACGCCCAUUGUGAAUGCACUGAAGGCUGGCUGGAGCCUCUGCUUGCACGCAUCGUGCAGAAUCGUCGCACUGUCGUCUGCCCAAUCAUCGAUGUCAUCUCGGACGAGACUUUUGAAUACAUAACCGCAUCCGAUUCGACGUGGGGCGGCUUCAACUGGAAGCUCAACUUUAGAUGGUAUCGUGUGCCGCAGCGUGAGAUGGCGAGGCGGAAUAACGAUCGCACAGCUCCAUUGCGUACGCCAACAAUGGCUGGCGGAUUGUUCUCGAUUGACAAGGAUUACUUUUAUGAAAUUGGCUCCUACGACGAGGGCAUGGACAUCUGGGGUGGCGAAAAUUUGGAAAUGUCGUUCCGAGUUUGGAUGUGCGGCGGCUUGCUUGAGAUAGCGCCCUGUUCCCGCGUCGGCCAUGUCUUUCGAAAAUCAACCCCAUAUACCUUCCCGGGCGGUACGACGGAGAUUGUUAAUCAUAACAAUGCGCGUCUGGUUGAGGUUUGGCUGGACGACUGGAAAGAGUUCUACUACAGUUUUUAUCCAGGCGCUCGCAAAGCUUCAGCUGGAGAUGUUAGCGAUCGUAAGUCUUUGCGUGAUCGCUUGCAAUGCAAAAGCUUCCGUUGGUAUCUGGAGAACGUUUAUCCGGAAAGCUUAAUGCCACUGGAUUACUACUAUCUGGGCGAGAUACGCAAUGCAGAGACCGAGACCUGCCUGGACACCAUGGGCCGCAAGUACAAUGAGAAGGUGGGCAGCAGCUAUUGCCACGGCCUUGGCGGCAAUCAAGUGUUUGCCUACACGAAACGGCAGCAGAUAAUGUCCGAUGAUCUGUGCCUGGAUGCUGCCAGCUCCAAUGGGCCCGUCAAUAUGGUGCGCUGCCACAACAUGGGCGGCAACCAGGAAUGGGUAUACGAUGCGGAGGAGAAGUGGAUAAGGCAUACGAAUACGGGCCAGUGUUUGCAGCGUGCCACGCGAGACGAUGCAAGUACGCCGCUGCUGCGGCCCUGCAACUAUGCCAAGGGACAGCAGUGGCUGAUGGAGUCCAAGUUCAAGUGGCAGGCGCACUAGCUAAUAGCUAGAAGGAUAACUACGAACUACAACUAGAAACUAAACUGAAGAACUUCCAUUUUGUGUUUAAAAAUAUGUUAACUAAGUUGCCAGUAGAAGGAGUAGUAGAGAAGUAGUAACAGGAGCAGGAGCAGGAGCAGGAGCAGAUGUAGGAGCAGGACAUGCAUAAGGAGCAGGAGCAAGAAUUUCCAGCAUUUUUUCUGUGUGUGUUUUUUAAACUAAGUUAAUAGUUAUUUCUGUUGAGUGUGUGCGUGCCGAAUGUCUUCCCAAUUAACGUGUAUGCGUGCGUGCGUGUAUAUAUAUAUAUACAUAUAUAAAUAUAUAUAUAUAAAGCAUAGA